Cyprinus carpio (common carp) is the source of this 1561-nucleotide messenger RNA. RefSeq names its product hyphally regulated cell wall protein 1-like. Gene Ontology annotation, cellular component: extracellular region. Gene Ontology annotation, molecular function: peptidase inhibitor activity. The record is from RefSeq and is a predicted model, not a curated record. NCBI's taxonomy places the organism in Eukaryota, Metazoa, Chordata, Actinopteri, Cypriniformes, Cyprinidae. The transcript is spliced from 4 exons. The coding region runs from base 131 to 1369 and encodes 412 amino acids. Gene Ontology annotation, biological process: innate immune response; antibacterial humoral response.
UUACAGAGGUUGAUGUUGUAGCAACACGUUUAUUUGUUUUAGUUUGUUGUGCUUUGCGGUCUGCUCCUUCUGACACACCAAUUCAGUGCAUUUUCCAGCAGAGAUCGUUGUGAGAUCGUGGGUCGGGAGGAUGACAGCUCGAGUGUAUUGCUUGUUGAUUGCUAGUUUGUGUCUGUUUGGAUACUUGAGCAUAAUAGACGCUGGACGAACCACAGCAAAGCCAGGAAAGUGUCCACCCCGAUCAUCUGGAAAUAGAUCGUGUACAAGUUCCUGUAAGAAUGACUCUAACUGUCCCAACAAUGAGAAGUGCUGCAGCAAUGGCUGUGGACUUUACUGUACUGCUCCAUAUACAGUGAAGCCAGGUCAGUGUCCCAACCCAAAGAACAUUCCACUGUCUGCUGAAAGCUGUUCCCAUGAUGGCCAGUGUCCUGCCACAAAGAAAUGUUGCCCAACCACCAGUAGCCGUGCAUGCAGUGAACCACGUGGUCAGGGAAGCGGCCAGGGUCAGGGAAGCGGCCAGGGUCAGGGAAGCGGCCAGGGUCAGGGAAGCGGCCAGGGUCAGGGAAGCGGCCAGGGUAGUGGUCAGGGAAGUGGCUUUGGCCAGGGUCAGGGGAGUGGCCAGGGCUUUGGUCAGGGAAGCGGUUUUGGUCAGGGGAGCGGCCAGGGAAGUGGCUUUGGCCAUGGUCAGGGGAGUGGCUUUGGUCAGGGAAGUGGCUUUGGCCAGGGUUAUGGUCAGGGAAGUGGGUUUGGCCAUGGUCAGGGGAGCGGCCAGGGUAGUGGUCAGGGAAGUGGUUUUGGUCAGGGGAGCGGCCAGGGUAGUGGUCAGGGAAGUGGUUUUGGUCAGGGGAGCGGCCAGGGAAGUGGCUUGGGUCAGGGGAGCGGUCAGGGAAGCGGCUUUGGUCAGGGAAGCGGUUAUGGUCAGGGGAGUGGCUUUGGCCAGGGUCAGGGGAGCGGCUUUGGUCAGGGGAGCGGCCAGGGUAGUGGUCAGGGAAGUGGUUUUGGCCAGGGUCAGGGGAGCGGCCAGGGAAGAGGUUUUGGCCAGGGAAGCGGUUUUGGCCAGGGUCAGGGGAGCGGUCAGGGAAGCGGCUUUGGUCAGGGAAGCGGUUUUGGCCAGGGUCAGGGGAGCGGUCAGGGAAGUGGUUUUGGCCAGGGUCAGGGAAGCGGCUUUGGUCAGGGAAGCGGCUUUGGUAAAGGAAGCGGCUUUGGCCAGGGUCAGGGAAGCGGCUUUGGUCAGGGAAGCGGCUUUGGCCAGGGUCAGGGAAGCGGCUUUGGUCAGGGAAGCGGUUUUGGCCAGGGUUAUGGUCAGGGAAGUGGUUUUGGUCAGGGGAGCGGCCAGGGACAGGGAAGUGGGCAAGGAAAUGCUCAGUGAAGUGCUCAAGGUCAGCGACAUGGUCAGGGAAGUUGUCUUUAAAAAAAUCUCAUAGGAAUUUUGGAAAACACCUACUGGAGAUCUUUUAGAUUCAGUGCUUUAUUCUCAUGGCAUUUUCCCUUUUUGCUUAAAUGGUUUAGAAAGAUUGUUGCUCUCUCCCUCCUUUCCUCAAAUAAAAAUGAAAUUGCUUGA